AUUUUCAGGUGACGUGUGUCUUGCGGUGUAAUAAAAUUUUGUUUCGAUAAUUUCCGAAAAGCGUGAAGAAAAAUGUUGUCUAAUAUUUCUUUACUGUCGUUUCUUUUAAUAUUGGAUGCCAGUUGGGGUUUGUACUUUCACAUAGCAGAAGGAGAACGAAAAUGUUUUAUAGAAGAAAUACCGGACGACACUACAGUGCUUGUAAACUACAAGGUAGAGCUAUAUGACCCUCGUUCGGGUGGUUUCAUGCCGUCAUCACCUGGAAUUGGUAUGCAUGUAGAAGUUCGGGAUCCCAAUGAUAAAGUAAUUUUGUCUCGGGUGUAUUCCUCGGAGGGGAUGAUAUCGUUUACGUCUACUACACCUGGUGAACAUGUUAUUUGUAUGUAUUCCAAUAGCACUUCAUGGUUCAGUGGAUCACAAUUAAGGGUGCACCUUGAUAUCCAAGUUGGUGAACAUGCAGUGGAUUAUGCUAAUGUUGCACAAAAGGACAAACUUACAGAAUUACAAUUAAGAAUCAGACAGUUGCUGGAUCAGGUUCAUCAAAUUACUAAGGAGCAGAGUUAUCAAAGACAUCGUGAGGAAAGAUUCCGUCAAACAUCUGAGAGCACAAAUCAAAGGGUUCUCUGGUGGAGUUUGCUUCAAACUGGUGUGCUAGUCGCAAUUGGAUAUUGGCAAAUGAGGCAUCUUAAGAGUUUCUUUGAGGCAAAGAAAUUAGUUUAAAUAUAGUAAUAAAAAUAGCUCUACUAUAAAA
Molecule: messenger RNA, 751 nt
Organism: Zerene cesonia (dogface butterfly)
Lineage: Eukaryota; Metazoa; Arthropoda; Insecta; Lepidoptera; Pieridae
Gene: eca
Product: transmembrane emp24 domain-containing protein eca
Exons: 4
Coding region: 73-720 (215 amino acids)
Biological process (GO): intracellular protein transport; endoplasmic reticulum to Golgi vesicle-mediated transport; Golgi organization
Cellular component (GO): COPII-coated ER to Golgi transport vesicle; endoplasmic reticulum; endoplasmic reticulum-Golgi intermediate compartment
Source: RefSeq, a predicted model, not a curated record